This is a messenger RNA of Liolophura sinensis, 2921 nucleotides long. RefSeq lists its product as uncharacterized. The record is from RefSeq and is a predicted model, not a curated record. The transcript is spliced from 6 exons. Bases 869 to 2275 code for a protein of 468 amino acids. Lineage: Eukaryota; Metazoa; Mollusca; Polyplacophora; Chitonida; Chitonidae.
CAGAGAACAUGAGGUGCCAAACCAAAAAUACUACAAACCUUGCCUGGAACUGUGAGGAAUCAUUGCAUGGCAAAUCGUAUAGCUGGUAGACAGUGCGUAAACGCCAUCGGCCAAGGCAGUAGUACAUUAAUGGCCCUCAGGGUUUACGUGUUAACGUGUUAGGUUAGAAGAGUGUCAGUUUCUUGGAAGGAAACAGUUGUACAAGUCAGCUAUAACAACCGACCAGAAAGAAGAAAUACUGAAGAAAAAAAUAUCAACAUUUUUAACAGAAAUUGUUUUCUGUCAUAAGCAAACUGAAGAAAUGAGGCUAAACCUAGAACAUAGGUUGUAGAUAGUUAUCACAGCUGCAUUUUUAAUUUGGUCGGACUCACGGUGAGUAAAAUUACCCUAGUUCCAGGCCCACAUCUCGUGGGGUAUAGGAACCACAUCAAGGCCACUAACACAAGGGUCUUGUGCCAACUGGAGUCCCGUGGAAAGCGGCUGGCUGUCAAUCUCAAGGGGUCCGAAAACCUAACCACUGAUCAAUACAGCUUAGCCGCUUGAACUUUGUUGCUAUUAUUACCCCUAGGGGACUGGUGAUUGUCUUCGCUCGCUAUCCUCAUUGGACAGGUUCACUCAAUUCCACGUCUAGUUCUUCAAGGACAUUCCGCUUUAGCGUGGACACGAAGAUCUCACCGGCUGCAAGACAGUCGGGCAUCGAGACAUUAGGCAAAUCUCGUGAUCCAGGGGCGCUACAGUACACGUGGUUCUGAGGCCACAUACUGGUACCAGCAAGCUGCUUCUGCGACGAAUAUCAACCGGGGCGCGUGCAAGCUCAGCAGGAUUCUCAGCAAAGUGCAGAUUGCAUUUUAAUCCAGAACAUAUCACAAUGAAAGGUGUUCACCUUGACGAACCUUCGACCCCUCAACCUUGGGAAGAAGACCUUGACCUCUUUAUUCGCCAGUUGACAGACCCUAAAUCCUUCCAGAAUGUCAAACUACCUCAUCUCUCUAUGCACCAUCAGAGGAUGCGACCUGUCCAGGUGGCCACGUCGUCAAGUACAACGCUGCCUUCCAGCCAAUCAGAACAGGCUUUGUCAUCGAGAGUGACCGAGAAAAGAUUGUCAUCUGACAUGGACAAAAAAUGCUCACUACUCCAUAGUGCUUCAACGUCGUCAAACUGCGAGUGCCCUCAGUCUAAAGGUUCCUGGCAGUGCGCCAAAUCACUGCACCACACCUACACCUCUGAUGGCAGAGGUGUGCUCCAAAGGGACGACGCAGUAGAAGUGUCCUGCAGUUCAUGUUACGAGGAAGACUUAGGUAUUGACAAUGAUAGUCCACCCAUCUCACCAAAGGAUAAGGUCAGAGUGACCUUCACGUGUGAUUCAAGCCCAGAAAUUUCAGACGAAGAUAAUCACGCUCACACACACACCACCGAAAACAAGAACAGUUCUCGCAAAGCCAAAGAGUCCAAAAAGAGCAGAUUCAGGAAAAUGAUCACACGUCCGCUAAGACGGAGUUGUAGCGCGGGAAAUCCCAAAGACGUGCCAGCCUACGCACUUUUCCUUCAGUUUAAUCCAGGCAGUCUUCCAGAAAAAUCGACCCUGGCAGAUGGACCGCCCACCCAGAAAGCUUAUUCCGAGCCACACGUUGCUGAAGCAUGCGAUGCGGAUUGCCAACAACAACAGCACAAACCCGUCAGAAAGGUCAUGUCCGAUGAUCCAUCCAGCCUCAUCACUUCAGAAACUUCGUCAUCGCAAGCACCCGUUACAAAAUCCAACAGCCGCUCUAAAUUGGCGAGGCACGUGAAACGAAAGCUCCAGUUUUUACGCCGUAGACAUACAGACAGCGCUUUAGGAGAGAGCACAGCGAAAUUGCAGGAAGGCAAAAUGAAUAUACCAUCUCGGGAAGAUGCUGUAAGGUGGAGCAGGUCCUUUGAAAACUUACUCACAGAUAAACAUGGACUUCAGCUGUUCAGACAGUUUUUGAGGUCAGAGUUCAGUGAGGAAAACAUCGAGUUUUGGAUUGCAUGUGAGGAUUACCAGCAUACGAGAACCAAUCGGCUUCCAGCUAAAGCCCAAACAAUCUACUCUGAUUAUGUAGCAGUCCAUGCACCAAAAGAGAUUAAUCUGGACUCCAAAACAAGAAUCAACACCAUUUCCAACAUGACAAAUUUAAAUCGGAAGACAUUUCAAGAUGCUCAGAAAAGAAUACAGGCUUUGAUGGAGAGGGAUUCUUAUCCAAGGUUUCUACAGUCUGGAUACUACCAAAAUAUUUUGUCAAACCACAGGAAGUGAGCUAGUAGCCAUCUUGAAUUCAUUCAUCAAUCACCAUAGCAACCUAGCUCUCCACCCAUCUUAAUUCAACCCUGUGCUACAUGUAUAUCUAUCCUCAUUGAAUAUUUUAUGUGAAGGUACUUGUAGGUGUACAUGUAUUAUUAGCUUUCACCUGUUUACAUGCAUUAUGUGUUAUCUAAUUGCCAUACCACCGCCAGUUUAAAUAAUCAGAUUUCCAUGUUGUUGUUGUUGUUACAUGUGUUUAAUUACAAGGUAUUGGGAGUCGGAGAUAUUCAUUAUUGGAAUGUUAUACAUAUUCAUUUUGUAAAUAGUAAGGAAUGAUAUUCUUCCACCAGUGAAAUGCCCUCAUUUCUACCCAUUUGUUAGGCAAAGAAUGUUGAAGGAAAUAUUGUCAGCCAAAUUAUUGAAUGGAAUGUGAUGAUGUACACGUAUGAUUAUGUUUUCUGUCUGGUAAGAAAUAACACACAGUAAGUAUCAAUUUCUCCUGAAAUUUUUUUUUGUUUUUCCUUCUGUUAUAUUUUUUUGCCUUUCAUAUUUUCUGGGGGAAAAUCAGAAAUUAAUCAGAUUUAUAAGUUUUAUUGAUAGGCUAAUUUUAUAAACUGUGCAGAGAUUUCCAAGAUAUUUAAGUGUAAGAUGGAGUAACACU